AUGUUAGCAAUGCUGUUAGAUUUCUCAUUUUCAUUUACACACCUCGAUGACAUCAUCGGUAUCGUCUCUGAAUCACUUGGUGAACACACUUUGAACAUAAACUCUCUGUUAGAUCGUACUGAUGAUCAUGGAUUUACAUUGAAGUUCACAAAAUGUGAAUUUUAUCUUAGUCAAAUUAAGUAUCUUGGAUUAAUGCUUUACAAGCAUAAUCGCAAACCUGAUCCAGAAAAAAUCAAAGCAAUUACAUGUAUACCACCUGCAAUAAACGUUUGUUUGAUCCAGUCUUUUUUUGACAUGAAUAACUAUUACUCCUGUUUCUUAAAAUUGCAUGAACUCCGUAGACCUUCAAAUGUACUUCUUCGAAAAAAUCAGUCAUGGAACUAG
Molecule: messenger RNA, 384 nt
Organism: Heterobilharzia americana
Lineage: Eukaryota; Metazoa; Platyhelminthes; Trematoda; Strigeidida; Schistosomatidae
Source: the annotation of a GenBank genome assembly